Mizuhopecten yessoensis (Yesso scallop) is the source of this 1595-nucleotide messenger RNA. Its product is annotated as nitric oxide synthase-interacting protein-like. Gene Ontology annotation, cellular component: nucleus. Lineage: Eukaryota; Metazoa; Mollusca; Bivalvia; Pectinida; Pectinidae. Gene Ontology annotation, molecular function: ubiquitin protein ligase activity. The record is from RefSeq and is a predicted model, not a curated record. Bases 174 to 1040 code for a protein of 288 amino acids. The transcript is spliced from 10 exons.
UCUGACAAUCCCUAAACAAAUAAUUUACUUUUCAGUUCAUAACACUGCGUUCAGACUUCUGUUGUCUAGAUAUUGUAACGGAAGGCCACAGGGACCUAGGAAUUUGAUACAGCUGUAUUUACCGAAAGUCGAUUUAAACCCCCAAAACAUCAGAAACUGGAUAAGAAGGCAAGAUGACACGUCAUUCCAAAAACUGCACAGCAGGAACUGUGUACUCCUACCAUGAAAGGAAAAGAGAUACAUCCUCUUCAGGUUAUGGCACCAACAAAAUGAGACUGGGCAAAGACUCUGUCAAGGAGUUUGAUUGCUGUUGCCUGACACUCCAGCCGUGUAAGAAUCCAGUCUUAACGCCAGAGGGAUACCUAUAUGACAAGGAGGCAGUUUUAGAAUUUAUUCUUCAUCAAAAAAAAGAAAUUGCAAAGCAACUGAAGAAGUUUGAUAAACAAAAAAACAGAGAACAGGAAGAACUUAAAGAAUUGGGACGAGCAGAGCUGGCAUCUAAGAAACAAAGUUUACAGAUCAGUAGUCAAGCCCCCGGGGCAGCAGCUAAACAGCAAGCUGCAGCAGCAAGUAGUAUCUCCAAUAUGGGUUCUUCAAAAUCAAAAGAGCUGCCUAGCUUUUGGAUACCAUCUAUGACUCCUGCUGCCGGACCCAGCAAAGUGAAAAAACCGGAUGAAAAGGUCAAGUGCCCAAUGAGCGGAAAGCCGUUACGCCUCAAAGAUCUGAUUACAGUGAACUUCACAGAUAUCAUGGACAGAGAUUCCAAGACAGCCCUGAUCACUAAACAGGCGAGAUAUGUGUGUGCUGUAACAAAUGACGUCCUUGGUAACUCUAUACCCUGUGCUGUCCUCAGGCCAUCGGGAAGUGUGGUAACUAUGGAGUGUGUUGAGAAGAUUAUAAAGAAGGACAUGCUGGACCCCAUUAAUGGUGCCAAGCUCCGUGAAAAGGAUAUAAUACAGUUACAAAGGGGUGCCUCUGGUUUCGCAGCUGCAGGAAACAAAUUAGAAGCUAGAAAAGAAGGAGCUGUGCUUAUGGCCUAGAGUCCUAGUACGAUACCAAUAGACAGAACAGACAAGAUCCCACAGCUUGAGUCUGUCUAAUCUGUGGAGGUGACAUUCAAUUACUGAAGAUAUAGCAUUUAACUGUUAAAGGUCAAUGUCAACCUGUGACGGGUACUUAAAGGUCAAGGUCAACCUGUUACAGGUACUUAAAGGUCAAUGUCAACCUGUGACGGGUACUUAAAGGUCAAUGUCAACCUGGUCAUAGUAGGAACGAAAAAGUACAAAUAUUAUUUUAACAAAGUUAUUAAAAUGAACCUGAUACCUGUAUAAGCCAUCAUUAACAGGUAAAAUUAUCAUCAAGUUUACAUGUUAUAUAAAAGUACCAGUUUUUAAAUUAAUUUUUUAGAUAGUUUGUUUUAAUAAGGUUGGGAGUGAAGAUUGAAAGAAGAAGAAGAAGAAUGAAAGAAAGAAUGGAAUGUAUGAAUUGAUUAUGAUUAAGCAUUAUUUACAAGACAAAGCCAUUUAUGUUUAUAAUCAUUUUAUUUGUCAUCAACGUGUACAUCAUUUGAAUGUAAAAAUAAAUUUUAAAAGGAA